UUUCAUUUCUGUGUACAAGUUAAUUUGUAAACUGCUUAUUGAAUUCCUACAGAAUUUAAUUCCUGAUUUCGAUACUUAAUAAUUUUUUGCAUUAUUUUUUUAAUUCUUCACCAAAUCCAUUGUGGUAAACCACACAUUAUGUGGUGUGUUGGCGGUGUGGAGUGUAUAACAUGCCAGCGUUACACAACGCUGGCAUGUAUUCCGCCUCGGGCGCAUGCAACGCGCACCGAGCGGCGUCUUUAUAAAUCUUGUUCGUGCAAUGUUCAUGUAGAGAGUGAGAGAGAGUAUAAUUAAAUACAGUUAUGGUGCCGGCUUUGUGCGAUUAUGCUGUAUAGUAGGCCGUUGUCCUACAUUGGUAGCGAGAUCGUGGUUUUGUAACGAUCUUUUACACGGCAGAGUUUUUUUUUAUAUACCACACAUUCACUGCACGGAAAUUCCAAGCACGGAACGAAUGCAAUUUUCUCACACGGCUGCCUAUGGAUUUUAACCGCCGUUGACCGUUCACUCUCCAGCCACGCACUUCCCAAUAGCGGCACCUGCCAUAUUCCCCCUACACUCCUCAGACGCCUAUUCUCCACGGACGGCAUAAUACUGCACAUUUCCCACGGACGGCACACUAUCGCACAUCUGCCACUGUCAGCAUUCAACUGCCCGUAUUUUCCGCCCGCCUUUACCAGCCUACUCUGCUGUUGCGCGUUUCCCGUGGACAGUUUUCUGCCGCCUGCAUUUCUGCCAGCCUUUUCCUGCUGGAAUCUACAUAUUCCCCAGCACAUAACAGUACGGACGGCAUCCUUUCGGCCCACAUUUGCUGCCCACCUUUUCCGGUCAGAUCAACAAAUUCUACGGCACCUAACACCACGGACAUGGGGUGGACACGUUGCUGAAGAAGCAGCGUCAGGAGGCGGAGCACACGCAGCACAACGCCUUCGACCCCGACAGCCGCGUGCCGGUCGUUAACAUGCGCGACGGCAGCGUGCUGCAGGGCGACAAGGCGCCGCGCCAGAAGGACCUGGCCGACUGGCUCAUGAAGAACCCGCACUACGCCGUCGACACGCAGGCCUUCCAGAUUCCCGGCAUCACCUUCCCCAACAUCAUUCACCAACGGCGUGUCGACAUCGUCGAAACCCAGCGCCGCCGACGACUUUGCUUCGGGCAGCUCCUGGGGCGGGGGCGCUGGCGACACGGGCCUGCACCUAACCGGCGAGGAGAACGUGACAGUCAUCCACCGGAAGUCGGGGAAGAAGAUCUCGGGACGCAAAGCGCCGCAGCUGAAAUCGCUGGUGGAGUGGCUGGAGACCAACCAGGACUACGACAUCGACGCGGCCUAGGCGGCUAUCCUCCGCGAGCAGGGCGCCAUGUCCGCUGCUCCCCCGUCGACCUCCUCCGGGAAGGAGAAGCGCGGCCGGAAGAGCGCCGCCAGCAGCAGCAGCGGCGACAAUCUCGCCGGCAGUCCGGCGGCCAACCUCUUCGCCGCGGGCAACCCCUUCGCGCCCGGCUUCCCGCUGGGCGGGGCCUUUCUGCCGGGGCUGCCUCGCGCUUCCCCAUGCCCUUCCCGGGACUCCCCGGCUUCCCGCUGUCCAGUGCGUUGAUGGGGAUGCUGCCCGGGAUGCCGGCCGACGGCGAGAGCGCGGGUAGUCUGAAAGGUAAUUCCUCCGGGAAGAAGGGCGACGCGGCCUCCACCGCGUCGUCGUCCUCCUCCUCCAAGACCCGCGAGCGGGAACGCGACCGGGAGCGCGACACCACCGCCGCCGUCGGCUCCUCCUCCCGCAAGAGCAAAGCUGAGAAGGACAAGGCGGAGAAGGAGCAGCAACAACAAGCCGCCGCCCUGGAGAGCAUGAUGCAGUCGCAGCUGCCCUUCAUCUUCCCGCAGGCCGGCUUAUUCCCGGGCCUCAAUCCGGUGUUCGCGCAGGCCGCCGCCGCCGGCUUCCCCAUGGGGCCCGGCCCGCUCCUCAACGACUUCGAUCGACCCACCGCGGCGGAGAAGACCCGGGCGACCAAGGAGAAGCGGGGACGCGGGACCACGGCAUCCCCCCGCCCAGUUCGCCGGGUCCGCGCGCACCCACCGGGAACGCGAACGCGACAAGGAGGAACGGUCCGUCGGGCGCCCGCGCGGCCGCCCCCCGCGGAAUCGCGAGCGGGAGGAGUUCCGGAAGGAGCGGGAGCACCGUCGGCUGGAGAAGGCCGCCGACGAGCGACAAAGCGGCGGACGAGGAAAGUCUUUCCGUUUUCGUGUUGGUAUGGUUUGGAACCCGGAUUGUGGCCCUUUUGUUCAUCCCCAUAGCUGAUCUCCUGGUGAAUGUGGAAACUGGAAUGGUUAUGCGCGUUUGUGUCGCGGCGGAAUCAAUAUGUCUUCGGACUGUUGUACGGGAGGAUCGCAACUCUCACCAGACGAGGAGACUUGUGUUCUCGCUGUUUUUUUUACGGAUG
Molecule: messenger RNA, 2427 nt
Organism: Paramacrobiotus metropolitanus
Lineage: Eukaryota; Metazoa; Tardigrada; Eutardigrada; Parachela; Macrobiotidae
Exons: 4
Coding region: 959-2281 (440 amino acids)
Molecular function (GO): protein binding
Source: RefSeq, a predicted model, not a curated record